AUGGCGGCCCGGUUAAUUCUUUGCCUGAUUCUCGUUGGCAGAUGCUUCGCGAUGAGCAAUCGUUUUGGAAUCGGUCGCGAAGUCACGGAUUUAGCUGGGCCAUCCAAUCGUGGGAAUUCAGAAGGAAGCCGAGAAGCUGUGAGCCUCAGUUCAUCUCAUCCAGGGGUCAAUGGCGAAAUUCGUAUACGUAUACCCGGCGAACAGAAAGUAGUCGUAAAUCUUGGUUCAACGAAGAGCUGUCCAGUCUGUCGGGUUGCAUUCGUUCAAGGUGAAGAACUCAGACGAUGUAUCGCGUGUGCCCAUGAUUUCCACAUACCUUGCGUCGCAGGAAAGGUUCAAUGCCCGAAAUGUAAACGAGCGGUCGUCACAGGAAAAGAAAUACCUGAAUCGGACCUUGAGUCAGCCAAAAGGCAAAUAGCUGGUAUGGCCACCAACAUAGCCGCAAACGAUCAACCGCGCGUAACAAAGAAGCUUUUCGAGGAUAUAAUUGCAUCAGUGAUGGUUUGCGGUUGGAUCUGCGUCAUGGUCCAUAUGCGUAUCUACGGUUAA
Puccinia triticina is the source of this 549-nucleotide messenger RNA. RefSeq lists its product as uncharacterized. Lineage: Eukaryota; Fungi; Basidiomycota; Pucciniomycetes; Pucciniales; Pucciniaceae. The coding region runs from base 1 to 549 and encodes 182 amino acids. The transcript has 3 exons. The record is from RefSeq and is a predicted model, not a curated record.